ACGUGUAAAAUCAAACCUGCCUUUUUAAUACUGUCAAGGCAGCCUCUAGAAAGCUCUCACCUAACUUUACUACAACUACUUAAUUUUUCUUCAUUUCUGGCCCGUCGGACAUCAACGCUGGUACUUUGAGUUUGACACAAUUUACAGAUAAAUUCUUGAUGAAUUUCUAACACUUUCAUUUCCUACGUACAUUAUCUCAUCAUGAACGCGACUGAGCCGACCCCGAACACUCCCUGGCCGAGCCCUAGGGACCCAAACCGCAAGGAUGAAUGGGAGGACUGGGAGGAUUCGGACGAAGAGGGACAGGUGACCAUAGAUGAUAAGGAUGGGCUUCUCAUCGAUCUUUCCGAUGAGGCGAAACACAAAUCAAGUCGACCUGGUGCUGCUCAGGGAAUUCCACGCAAUCUAUUACGGUACUCGGUUCAAAAACCGGUUCGCGUGAAGUCCAAAGCUAGACAGAAGGCGCAAAACGCAAAAGCCGGUAUAUCACUUGUGACGGACAUGACAAAAUUCCGCCAAUCAAAGCAACGCGCGAAGUUCGUUAAUCCUACCACUCUUCAGGCUUUAGAAGGAGAGCCGUCCUCUGCUUCAAUAGGCAGUUUUUCAUGGCUUAAGCAAAGGCCCGGGAAUGCCAGCGGUAUCAAGGCAGGCAACAAAUCUGUACAACGGUCUUCAGACCUUUCUCCAGUAGCUAGGCCAAUCGUCAUUGGAAUAUCGGUACCUUCGGACAACCUCUCUGACCAUCAAGUCAGCCCACAAACGGCCGUCAUCGAGACGCCCACAGACUUUCCUAAAUUCCCCCCUAAAUCAACUACGACCGCCGCCAAUCCUUCAACCCUUACACCCCACCAACUGCGCUCUGUUUGGUCACCAGACACGGAAGCAAGCGAAUCUCCGUACCAGGCUUCUAGAGCAGCUUCAAGUCUCUAUUCCCAGCCAAGUUUAUAUGGUGGCCCGAGACCGGAUACCGAUGUACCUCCUGUACCCGCCUUGCCAACGACUUUCGGGUCCAAAGAGAGGCAGACUGUGGUGAUUGCGGAUCUCGAAGAUGACGACGAUCUUGGAACGCCUUGUACUCUUUUUGAAGAAGAUGGAAGUCCUACGAUGACUCGCAAGUCGGUAAAACCUAAGGCAGCGAUAGUUAGCCCUGAAAGUGCUGGUAGCCGAUCUCAUGGUUGGUGGGAUCAUGUUACAACUCCUUUCAUACAACAGACCAACAACCCCUUUAAGCAACAAGCACAAGAAACGGGAUCCAGUCCUUCCUCGCAGCAAUGGAACCCGUUUAAGAAUCAAACACAAGAGACCGGGUCCAGCCCUUCACAACUUACAGCAGUUCCUCAUCAGUGGUGGGCUGGAGCUAGUGAGAAGGGUAGCCCUUCCCAGCUAAACCCACCAGCACAGCAAGUACAGCAGGCCACUCCUAGCCCUUUACAAUCUACAACAGGUGUUCGUGAGUGGUGGAAUGGGACUAAUGAGAAAGAUGGGCCGUCAUCCAACACUCCAGCUCAGGCUAGGAGCACCCCCGUCGUUCUCCAACAACAAUAUAUAGCCCAGUCAGCGGGUUCUUCGUCUCGCGAAACGUCACCAGAACGCAGAGAAACACGAUCCGAGAAAGCAAGGAUUCUUUUGGAGGAGAACCAACAAUCGAAUGAAGAACCGCCUCCGUACUCACCUCCCAAGCCAGCGCGAGAGCCUCAAGUCAAAUAUGGCGUCAUACUGCCGCCUCCGGUUGUAAUCAACUCUCAAAGGGUCCCGUCCCCUGGUCCAGUGACUCCGGGCUUGGCGGGAACGAUGACAUCUCAAGGGGCUAUAAAUAUGGCGGACAUACCCUUAACACCACACAAUCUUCAACCUGUGCAGGCUGCAGUACUUCCUGAUCGCGCACCCGGUUCCUUCACACCUGGUGACCAUUUCUACGAAGUCCGAGGACAGGCCAACCGCACUGAAAGGCAACGGCGCCGUCACGAGAAAGAAGAGGUAAUUGCUAGAAAAGCUGGCGGGUUCUGGAGAGGGCGGGGCUGCAUGCCUAAAAAUGGUUGCUUCGGGCGGAGCGGUCGCGAGGGCAGAAAGAGAAGGCGGAUUUGUCUAUGCGUUAUCGCUGGUUUGAUCGCUGCGAUCAUCCUUGCCGUCGUCCUAGCUGUUGUUCUUACACGACGACCUCGACCUCAAGAGAAUCCGGCUCCUUCAAUCUGGCUCAAUUUGACAGAUUUCCCGCCGAUGCCGACUGGCGUCUUGACGGUUUCUGGGCCGGACAAUUCACUAGCGAGGACUGGCUGUUUCGUUGGCACAUCAGAUACCGCUUGGUCUUGUGCUUUGCCGAAAGAGGAGCACGCAUCUGUAGCUCCCAAUGCUCCUAACCAGCCUGAGUUCAUCUUCCAGAUCCAAUAUGACAACGGCACUAGGGCUCUUUGGAACGUUACGGAAGAAAAUGAUGGAGACCAACCUACCCUAUUCGACUCAGGCUUCAAUCCAAACCCACAGCCACCCUCCAUCGCGGAAAUUCGAUUCCUGGGCAACACGACCGAUCACAUCCAGUCAGAUAACAAGGCCGGAGAACCGACGCCUUUUUUUAUUAGUACUUUGACAGACGUCAACAAGACAGUUGGCGCUAACAUGCUCACUCGUCGACAAGGAGCUAAUAACGCCAUUGGCGUAGCUGGUGACGAUGGCUUUAAUCUGACGGAUAUACUUCCUCCCCCACAACUGAACGGUGACGGCACGGGUGCGCCGGCCCAACUAUUCCCGCAUUCCGUCCAGCAACCUAUCCGUCUGUUUGACCGUGGCCUGCCCACCGAACACUACGGCUUUUACACCUAUUUCGACAAGACGAUUUACAUGGUAGACACAGUGAAGGUAAACGCCGCGGACGACGACGGUGGUUCGACCGAGGCCAGCGCCAAGUCCUUAGUGACAUUCGCCCAGACCCGUUUCCUCGUGCAGAUCUGGACACGCAUGGAGAACACGACACAACUUCUCGGUGAUACCGGCGCUGCUGUUCCCUGGACAAACGGCACGUCCGCCACCACCACCCCUGGAACCAUGCCGUACCCGGUCACCAUCACAGAGGACAUGCACGGCGGUGACAGCAACAAGAAGAUUGACUACCGCUACGGGGUUCUGAAGAAUCAAGCUAUCAACACCACAGAUGCUCAGCUUAUCAUCGUUAACCGCGCGUUUGCGGGCACACUGGUCAACGGCAUGAACAACAGCCCCAACACCUCCAUGGGAGGCAUCGAUGGCGGCACCGGAGGCUGCAAGUGCGAAUGGAUCAAUUUUAAGGGGCUGAGCAAGGUUACGACAUAAUUCGCGCUAUGAAGAAUACGGGAAUACGUACACACUCUCUCAUAAACUCAUUUCAUUAUUGAGAUGCCAUUAUGGAUACACUUGGUACAAGCAUCGGAGGCGUUUACGGAUCGCAUGAUUGAUUUAGCGGAAGACAAAAAGAAUUGGCGUACGGUCAUGAUUUUUC
Molecule: messenger RNA, 3469 nt
Organism: Annulohypoxylon truncatum
Lineage: Eukaryota; Fungi; Ascomycota; Sordariomycetes; Xylariales; Hypoxylaceae
Exons: 1
Coding region: 202-3303 (1033 amino acids)
Source: RefSeq, a predicted model, not a curated record